GCAGCAGCGGCCGCGGCGGGACCUCCUUCAUCCCGUUGCUCUGCCUCUCCCCGCUCCUCUCUCGGUUCCCGGCGAGGGCCGGCGCACUUCCCCUGACGGCGGCCCGCUCCUACGGUCCCGAAGAGCUGGGAAGGCGGAAGUAAAGGCAUGACUUCCCGGCGCCUCAGGGAAAAUAGGGUGCAAGCCCAGAAACUGUUUCCCCACCACCACCUGUUGAAAAACUGAUUCGAAGGCGUCUCCGGGUCUGAACAAACGGAAAGUUGCUAGGAUUGGAUGCGUCUGUAGUUUUGCACCGGAAAACCUUCACUAUUUAAUAUCAAGGAAAAAAAUUGGAAAUUAAACUGAAGAACUUCAUUCAGAGUCAAAAUGGAACGAUUCGUUGUGACAGCACCACCUGCUCGGAAUCGUUCUAAAACUGCUUUGUAUGUGACCCCUCUGGAUCGAGUCACGGAGUUUGGUGGUGAGCUUCAUGAAGAUGGAGGAAAACUCUUCUGCACUUCUUGCAAUGUGGUGCUGAAUCAUGUUCGCAAGUCUGCUAUCAGUGACCACCUUAAGUCAAAGACUCACACAAAGAGGAAGGCAGAGUUUGAAGAGCAGAAUGUGAGAAAGAAGCAGAGGCCCCUGACCGCAUCCCUUCAGUGCAACAGUACUGCGCAGACAGAGAAAGGCAGUGUUAUCCAGGACUUUGUGAAAAUGUGCCUGGAAGCCAACAUCCCCCUGGAGAAGGCUGAUCAUCCCGCAGUCCGAGCGUUCCUGUCUCGACAUGUGAAGAAUGGAGGAUCCAUACCUAAGUCAGACCAGCUGAGGAGAGCAUAUCUGCCUGAUGGAUAUGAGAAUGAAAAUCAGCUCCUCAACUCACAAGAUUGUUGACAAGGCAGUUAUGACCAUUGUGAUCAAGAUAAAUAAUGUGGAGUAUUAAAGUUAAUGUGUUGAUUGUGUGGUUCAUUUUUAUAUUUAUUUCAUUUAAAAUCAUGUGAUACAGAAUAGUUUUGCAAUGUGUAUAUAGUUGCAGGUAAAAGAAAAAAACCUCACUGCAAAACUUAUUGCUAAUUUUAGUCACCGAUGCUGUAAAGCAAAACUUAGCUAUAGAGUGUUUUAGGCUAUCUGAAACCUGGUGGUUAUCUUGAAAACUGAUGGGUUUUCUCCAGAAGUGUUUGUGCAUGGAAGAACUUCCCUGCAGUGUAGCCUUGUUGCCAUGUAUGAUUAUUUCUUGUGAGGUUACUUAAUUACUUGGAUUGAGAACUAGCCUAGAAAAUUGAAGCUGCUACCAGGCUAUACCCUUCACAGGAACUGAAGUUCAAGGUCUUUUCAUAAGGCCUGAAAUGUUAGAGCUUGAGAGCUCCAGGAGAAAUGACUGUUCAAACUACAUUUUAUUUGUAUGUGAAAUAAUUGCCUAACCUUCACUUCCUCACAGUCUCUCCUUUUUAAAGACAUAUUUGGUAGCAGCUUCAAGUGACCAAAAGACUAAAAUCUCUCUUAAUAUCUUUGCCAAAAGCCAUGGGGGAUUUUGCAGUGAUGAGAUUUUAGUCUCAAACUAUGAACACAAAUUUUUGAACCAUAGUUUUCAUGUUAAAUACCAUCUUGGAUUUGCAAACUUUUUAUGUCUUGGUAUUGAAAGACUACAGAACUGAUCUUUUCAUUUAAAUACACUGUGGUUCAGUUUUCUCUUUUUACAGGGACUUAAUAGUUACUUUUUGGCUGACAACAAAUAAGAAAAUUGCUUUCUAUACAUUAAUUUUUCCAUAAGAUUUUAUAAGAGUUUAUUUAGGUAAAUAGACUAGAAAUGAGUUUUAAUUUCACUUUUACUGCUUUGCCUUUGGUGAUGCAGGUUUUAAAACUUGGAUGCUAAACAGUUGUCUAGAAAAUGAGGCAAGAAUUCUAUAGUAGAAAUAAAGCAGAAUGCUGCUUAGCUGUUUGAGUCAGGAAAUAAUCAGUUCUGUUAAAGGUCAACCAUGUUUAGGUUCUCUGAACCUCUUCUGUAAGCUUUUUAGAAGUAAAUUAGCUCGGAUAAGCCCUCGUCAUCAGAUCCGAAUUAUAUUUUUUAAAAGUUUAGUAACUGAAGACUUAGAUUAGAGCUUUAAUAUAAAAAAAUCAAAUAGUUGAAAACAUUGAAGUUAUAUUUCUAUUGUAAAUCAGUGGCAAGAUGUCCCGAUUGACUUGGAGUUAUCUUUGAGGUCAUUGUGCCACAAAUUUCCAUUAAACAAAAAGCCAAAGUUAAUUUAAAAAAAAUAUUAUCUGUGGGGUUUUGUUUUUGGUUUUUGAAACAGGGUGUUUCUUCAGAGCCCUGGAUGUCCUGGAACUCAUUCGAGGCUAGCCUCGAGCUCCACCUGCCUCUUUAUUCCCUCCUGAAUGCUGGGAUUAAAGGCGUGUACCACCACGCCCAGCAAUAAUUUGUGUUUUUAAGAAAAGCUUGUCUUAAGGAUCUUUUGUAGAUUUAACAUUCCCAAUUCCGGUUGUCAAAGUGACCACUUGCUUUGUUAUUAUUUUAAAAGCCUGCUAUGGAAGAAAAAAAAAAAAAAUCAGUCCUCAAAAUUGCAGUUUCUACUUUCUCAUGUUUGGCUAUAUUCAUGUAGCAGAUAAAUGCCUAGACUAGUCGUUUACUGACUGCAGUUGGGAAAGUACACAGAGAACAGCAGCAAAGUGUAAACAGUGAUUGCUUCUACUUCCUCAAAGAAUUUGCAGGCAACCAUGUUUAAAUUGCCUAAGAUGAUAGAAAAUCAAAGCAACUAAAGAAAUGGAGUUUUGUACCACUAUUUUAAGAAUAAAAACAAUCAUAUUUUUCAGGAUUCCAUGGGAUUUGGACUAUUCCCAAUUGUCUGGGACUAUGCACUAUCGGUAAACAUGGCAGAACAAGUGUCUAGUCUAGUAACAUGCUUAAUGUACUAGGAAAAAUAAUUUGCCUUUGCACUUAUUACUGAUUUCACAGUUACUUAGUUCCUACAGAACUUUUUUUCUGGGCUUGCAACUAUUCUUCCACUUUCACAUCUCUAGGGGCAUAGUUCAUUCUGUUAGGUUGUAUCAUGUCCUUAGAAUGAGGUUUCCAACCCCUUGGGGGAAAGUUAGUAUUAAUGUUUCUUCACUGAUUAUGAAAGUUUGUUUCUUGGAACUGGUUAAAUUUGUCUCAUAAAUAACUGGUUAUAGUAGCCUGCUCAAACUGGUAAAGGUUUGCAAAACUGAUUGGCAUGUUAGAUAACAUUAGACUGUCUAAGGCGUGAGCUACUUGAGAGAGGCAAAGUGAACUUGUGUACAGAAGCUUUCAAUCUUCAUUAUAUAGUGGUAGUAUGAUGCUAUACUAUUGGACCAAUAGCAGCUCUUUUUUUAUAAGUUGGAUGCGUUAUCACAAGCUUUGUAAUGUUUCAUUUAUAAACUACCUUAAACACAUGCUUACCUGUUAAUGUUUUCUUACCGUAGUAUGUCUUCCAGAACCUCACUAUAUCUUGACAGUAAAUAGUUCUAGCUUGUUGAAUUUCUGUUAGUUUCUUUUUCAUUAUCUGUGGCAUAUAGCAAGCCUGAAAAGUAUUGUAAUCAUUUUUUUUUUACAGAGUGAGAAAUUAGAUUGUGUAUGAGAGCCUAUAUAGUUAUUUUAUCCAUUAUCUUUGAUUAAGGCUUUCAAAUAUUAUUUAGUAAAUGCUACUUCCAGUUAAUGCCUGUGGCCCUACUGAAUUUUAAGGGAUCAGAAAACUUCUACCAAGUUUUACAUCUUACUGUUUUAUACAGUUGAAUGUCUGCUUGGUAAUGUUCUGAAGUUGGAAGUAUAGUUGGCAAGAUUCCCAAGCUAAAACUUCAGCCUGAAAGAAGUUGUACAUGAAAGUUAACCAGUACAUAAAAGCAAAUUAAAUUUAAGGUGACCUAAAACAAAGGCCAGAAACAUGUUUUCAUUUGAUUCUUAGUCUUUGUAAGGGCUCUCUGUGUUUGACUUACCUCAACUGCUAUUCAGUGAGGAUGGAUCACCUUAAAAUAAUUGAUUUGCAUGGAGGGUAAGUUCUAUAGUUUCCAUAAUGGAUUGCUUUGGCUUUUGGUCAGCAUUGCUGAAAAUGUGAAGUGGCUAUCCUAAACCUUGGUUGAUCUCAACCCAUACUCACAGAUUGCUGAGGUAACUACAGUCCUUUACCUAGUGCUAUUCUACUUGUAUCCAGAAUACUGUAUUAAAAUUUUACUAUGUUAA
Molecule: messenger RNA, 4165 nt
Organism: Meriones unguiculatus (Mongolian gerbil)
Lineage: Eukaryota; Metazoa; Chordata; Mammalia; Rodentia; Muridae
Gene: Cggbp1
Product: CGG triplet repeat binding protein 1
Exons: 3
Coding region: 367-870 (167 amino acids)
Biological process (GO): regulation of transcription by RNA polymerase II
Cellular component (GO): nucleus
Molecular function (GO): double-stranded DNA binding
Source: RefSeq, a predicted model, not a curated record